AUGCCUCCGCAGCUCCCAUUAGGGGUACUGUCUCCGGUCCAGCAACAACGACUCCAGGAGUUCUUUGAGGCAAUGCGGAAAGAGGACAAGAAAGAAGAUCCAGCCGAACUGGGUGCAGCGGACGAGGAAGCUCUCGUCGAUGCCUUCAAGAAGGGCAUCGAAAAUGGCUUGACACCGCCGCGGAUUCUGGAGGGGCUAAGUAAGAAAACCGGUCGCAGUGAGACAGAGUGGAUGACGUUGUUCGUCACUCACGUUGACAAACUGUAUCCCAAAACAUUUCCUGGUACCAAUCCUGCGCCAUCGAACCCCGAUAUCAAUCCAUCCGGCCUUGCAGGGGGCCCACCAGUAUCGACGCGUCACGAUGAGCGGCCUCGAAAUGCUCGAAAUCCCGGGAAACCGGCUCCAAUAGCUGCCAAACCUUCCGCAAACUCGAAGCAUAUUGAAGAGGCGCUAGUUCCUGCGACUACGAACGCGUCCGCGAGCGCGCAGGACGGGGCAUCCUCAAAGCCUACCGUACACAGACCAAAGAGGGGCGAAAUCCCAGACGGAUUCCACGGUGACACCCUUAUCCCCCCUUCUGAUGGCUCAAUGAAGCCUCCUUUGCCCGCCGUGAUGGGCGAGCCCGGGAGCAAAUUUACGAAAGAAGAGAAGAUCUUUUUCAUGCACUGGCUGCGCUGGCGCCUGCGAGAGGGUCCUCUUCCGAAAAAGGAGACGCUCUUUCGAGAGCUGGAGGUAGAGCUGCCGCACCGCACCGCCGAGGUAUGGAAGAAACAUUGGGGAGACCACUCCGAGCAGCCUGACCGCGUGUACAUCGAUGCCCGCAAGCGAGUCGAUAGGGAGGAAGAGCUGAGAGGCAGUCCCCUGACCGAUAACGAUGGAGCGGACGAGUACGAGAAAGAGGAAGAGAGCGACGACGACCAAGGAUCCCCGUACGAGGAUGGGGCAUCACCUACGGCCGCGUCGCAUACUCUCCUCGGAAAGAGCAACAAGGCCAGAUCGAAGGGGCGCACAACCUGUGUGCCGGUGAAGGACGAAGAUCUCCGUGCCAUGGCCCUGUACCGGUACGAGAAUGAUGCCAUAUGGGGGACGUUUGAGUACAAGAAAACCCCGUGGAUUGCGUUCAGCCGCCGUCCACAGCAAGCGAUCUGGACCGGCUUGGAGUUCUAUCGCGAACAACCCAAGACACGCUUCUACCGCUACGUCAACGAACACCGUCGGGCAGCUGAGAAAGGGAAGAAACCCAUGACUGAUAUCAAAACCUCUAUCUCCACUCCACCGCAGAAAGACAGCCCUUCGACGUCUUCCACGGGGCCUAGAAAGCCGCGCGAGGGUAUGACGAUGACGCAGAAGCGCAGCGCCGAUACCGACGCCGCGAACGAAGGCUCUAUCAGCGCUGGGAAGAGCCAUCCAUUCAAGAAGAGGAAGGGCGCGGUUCUGCAGGUCAAGGUGGAGCCGGAGUUCAUCAUCGACUUGACUGUCGGAUGA
This is a messenger RNA of Dichomitus squalens LYAD-421 SS1, 1485 nucleotides long. RefSeq lists its product as uncharacterized. The coding region runs from base 1 to 1485 and encodes 494 amino acids. The transcript has 7 exons. The record is from RefSeq and is a predicted model, not a curated record. Lineage: Eukaryota; Fungi; Basidiomycota; Agaricomycetes; Polyporales; Polyporaceae.